Messenger RNA from Coregonus sp. 'balchen', 7437 nucleotides. The record is from the annotation of a GenBank genome assembly. Lineage: Eukaryota; Metazoa; Chordata; Actinopteri; Salmoniformes; Salmonidae.
CUUCCUGUGACAGAUUAUGAAAGCAACUCACAGGUUGACAUACAGGUUACUGUACAUUCAGAGGUCUUGGUUGUUAAGGUAAGGUGCAUUUUGAAUACAUCUAUUAAUAUGAAAAGCAGUAAUAAUGUAGUAAUCAUGCAUUGGUGGCAUGCUAUUGUAUGACUGUUGUCUUACUCCAAAUCCAACUGAUUUUCAUUUAGACCUUGAAGUACAUUAGUACAUCAUACAAGUACCAAAUUCAUUCAACCCAGUUCAAUUAUUUUAACAUGGUCAUGGUUUGGUAGAGGGAGGCAGCAUAAAAACUACGCCUCCCUCUUUGUAACAGUAUAUAAAGCGUGCUUUUUAGCACAACUUUUCCAUUAGCUUGUAGCAUUGUAUUAAAGGGCUGUUGACAGGGGCUUUGUCAUUGGGCAUUUAUGGACAAAAGGGUCAAAGGUUUAUGCUCCAGUUUACUUGUUUUAAUUUGUAAAAGAGGUCAAAUUAGUACAAUUAAAUGUAGCUUAUUCGGUUGUCUGUGACUUCAGGGGUGUAAUCAUUACGCCGAUUCUGUUGCAAAACGUUUUGUCUGUUGCAAAACAUUUAGCAACAUAAACUGUUUACUUCAAAAGGAAAACGUAAACAAGAGUUUCUAAUGGACAAAUUCAGGUAAGUCCCUUCCCGUUUCGUUCCGUUUGCUCUGUUUGCUUCCGAUUGAUUCUUUAACGGUAAACCGUUUCCGUAAUAAAUACACCCCUGGUCACAUCUAUCUCUGCUGAUCAGUGAUCAGUGGCCUGCUCAAAGUCCGCUGCGUUUGGCCUUUAGAAUACAUUUCAAGGAAGCAGACUUGAUAGACUUGUGUAAUUCUUACCUACACUACCAGUCAAAAGUUUGGACACACCUACUCAUUCAACGUUUUUUCUUUAUUUGUACUAUUUUUUACAUUGUAGAAUAACAGUGAAGACAUCAAAACUAUGAAAUAACACAUAUGGAAUUAUGUAGUAACCCAAAAAGUGUUAAACAAAUCAAAAUAUAUUUGAGAUUUGAGAUUCUUCAAAUAGCCACCUUUUGCCUUGAUGACAGCUUUGCACACUCUUGGCAUUCUCUCAACCAGCUUUAUGAGGUAGUCACCUGGAAUGGGUUUCAAUUAACAGGUGUACCUUCUUAAAAGUUAAUUUGUGGAAUUUCUUUCCUUCUUAAUGCGUUUGAGCCAAUCAGUUGUGUUGUGACAAGGUAGGGGGGUAUACAGAAGAUAGCCCUAUUUGGUAAAACACCAAAGCCAUAUUAUGGCAAGAACAGCUCAAAUAAGCAAGGAGAAAUGACAGUCCAUCAUUACUUUAAGACAUGAAGGUCAGUCAAUACGGAACAUUUCAAGAACUUUGAAAGUUUCUUCAAGUGCAGUCGCAAAACCCAUCAAGCGCUAUGAUGAAACUUGCUCUCAUGAGGACCAUCACAGGAAUGGAAGACCCAGAGUUACCUCUCCUGCAGAGGAUACGUUCAUUAGAGUUACCACAGCCUCAGAAAUUUCAGCCCAAAUAAAUGCUUCACAGAGUUCAAGUCACAGACACAUCUCAACAUAAACUGUUCAGAGGGGACUGUGUGAAUUAGGCCUUCAUGGUCGAAACUGGUUGAGAGAAUGCCAAGAGUCUGCAAAGCUGUCAUCAAGGCAAAGGGUGGCUAUUUGAAGAAUCUCAAAUAUAAAAUAUAUUUUGAUUUGUUUAACACUUUUUUGGUUACUACAUAAUUCCAUAUAUGUUAUUUCAUAGUUUUGAUGUCUUCACUAUUAUUCUACAAUGUAGAAAAUAGUAAAAAUAAAGAAAAACCCUUGAAUGAGUAGGUGUGUCCAAACUUUUGACUGGUACUGUACAUUUUAUGUAAUCUGGGGCACCUAGAAAAUGAAAUGACUUCUGAGAAUGUACUAUGUAAGUGGUUCUCAACCGGUCACAAAAAGGCGUUGAGAUGGGUUAUUUCUGGGUCAUGAAGCUGAUUCUGACAUUGAAUAGGAAUUGAACAUGACCGAUUGACAAGCGCUUACUGUUGGUUCACAUAGAUCUUUUGAAAGUUAUAAUGAUGAGAAGGCUGCUGAAUAGAAAUGUAAGGAAUUUCCUUGAACUGUACCUUAGAAUUCUCUUUCAUGUAUUCUCCACAUGGAGACCGAGGCCUGUCACAACAACAGACUGUGCAUCAUGCAGAUUGACAGUUGGUUACUUGAUAUAAUAAAGUAAGUCUUCAUUUAUCUUUUUCAUAUUUUUUGUGAUCACCUCUACCAAAGGGAAACAAACAUACUGAUGUUCCAAUUAAUACACAAAUGUGGAUGUACUGUAUACUACACAUUACAACAGUAUGUGUGCAAUAACAUGAGGUUAUAUUUAAGCAAUAAGGCAUGAAGGGUCUGGUAUAUGGCCAAUCUACCACGGCUAAGGGCUGUUCUUAUGCACGACGCAACACGGAGUGCCUAGAUACAGCACUUAGCCAUGGCAUAUUGGCCAUAUACCACAAACCCCUGAGGUGCCUUAUUGCUAUUAUAAACUGAUUACUAACGUAAUUAGAACAGUAAAAAUUACUGUUUUGUCAAACCCAUGGUAUAUGGUCUGAUAUACCACGGCUUUCAGCCAAACAGCAUUCAGGGCUUGAACCACCCAGUUUAUAAUUUUCAAAAGACAAUAUCCAAAUAUAAAAGUUUAAUAUAAAAUGUGAUGAAUUUGGCGUACAAAUUAUAGCUAUUAUUUUGAUCUCAUGGAUGUUCAGUCCUUGCAUCCAUAGCUAUAUACACUACCAGUCAAAAGUUUGGACACAUCACAUUUACAUUUUAGUCAUUUAGCAGACGCUCUUAUCCAGAGCGACUUACAGUUAGUGAGUGCAUACAUUUUUGUUUUCAUACACAUCUACUCAUACAAGGGUUUUUCUUUAUUUUUACUAUUUUUUACAUUGUAGAAUAAUAGUGAAGUCAUCAAAACUAUGAAAUAACACAUAUGGAAUCAUGUAGUAACCAAAAAAGUGUUAAACAAAUCUAAAUAUAUUUUAUAUUUGAGAUUCUUCAAAUAGCCACCCUUUGCCUUGAUGACAGCUUUGCACACACUUGGCAUUCUCUCAACCAGCUUCUUGAGGUAGUCACCUGGAAUGCAUUUCAAUUAACAGGUGUGCCUUCUUAAAAGUUAAUUUGUAGAAUUUAUUUCCUUCUUAAUGCGUUUGAGCCAAUCAGUUGUGUUAUGACAAGGUAGUGGGGGGUAUACAGAAGAUAGCCCUAUUUGGUAAAAGACCAAGUCCAUAUUAUGGCAAGAACAGCUCAAAUAAGCAAAGAGAAAUGACAGUCCAUCAUUACUUUAAGACAUGAAGGUCAGUCAAUAUGGAAAAUGUGAAGAACUUUGAAAGUUUCUUCAAGUGCAGUCGCAGAAACCAUAAUAAUAAUAAUAAUAAUAUGCCAUUUAGCAGACGCUUUUAUCCAAAGCGACUUACAGUCAUGCGUGCAUACAUUUUUAUGUAUGGGUGGUCCCGGGGAUCGAACCCACUACCCUGGCGUUACAAGCGCCAUGCUCUACCAGCUGAGCUACAGAGGACCACACCAUCAAGCACUAUGAUGAAACUGGCUCUCAUGAGGACCGCCACAGGAAUGGAAGACCCAGAGUUACCUCUGCUGCAGAGGAUAGGUUCAUUAUGGAAGUCCCAGAGUUACCAGCCUCAGAAAUUGCGGCUCAAAUAAAUGCUUCACAGAGUUCAAGUCACAGACACAUCUCAACAUCAACUGUUCAGAGGAGACUGCGUGAAUCAGGCCUUCAUGGUCGAAUUGCUGCAAAGAAGAAGAGACUUGCUUCGGCCAAGAAACAUGAGCAAUGGACAUUAGACCGGUGGAAAUUUGUCCUUUGUGAGACGUGGUAUGGGUGAACGGAUGAUCUCUGCAUGUGUAGUUCCCACCAUAAAGCACGGAGGAGGAGGUGUUAUGGUGUGGGGGUGCUUUGCUGGUGACACUGUUUGUGAUCUAUUUCGAAUUCAAGGCACACUAAACCAGCAUGGCUACCACAGCAUUCUGCAGUGAUACGCCAUCCCAUCUGGUUUGGGCUUAGUGGGACUAUCAUUUGUUUUCAACAGGACAAUGACCCAACACACCUCCAGGCUGUGUAAGGGCUAUUUUACCAAGUAAGAGAGUGAUGGAGUGCUGCAUCAGAUGACCUGGCCUCCACAAUCCCCCGACCUCAACCCAAUUGAGAUGGUUUGGGAUGAGUCGGAGCACAGAGUGAAGGAAAAGCAGCCAACAAAUGCUCACUCUAUUUACAUUUACAUGUAAAUCCACCUUACUACAUUUAGCAGACACUCUUAUCCAGAGUGACUUACAAAUUGGUGCAUUCAACUUAUGAUAGCCAGUGGGACAACCACUUUUUUUAUGGGGGGGUGGGGGAGGUAGAAGGAUUACUUUUAUAGUGGGAACUCCUUCAAAACUGUAGGAAAAGCAUUCCAGGUGAAGCUGGUUGAGAGAAUUCCAAGAGUGUGCAAAGCUGUCAUCAAGGCAAAGGGUGGCUAUUUGAAGAAUCUCAAAUAUAACAUAUAUUUUGAUUUGUUUAACACUUUUUUGGUUACUACAUUAUUCCAUAUGUGUUAUUUCAUAGUUUUGAUGUCUUCACUAUUAUUCUACAAUGUAGAAAAUAGUAAAAAUAAAGAAAAACCCUUGAAUGAGUAGGUGUGUCCAAACCUUUGACUGGUACUGUAUGUCUAUGAAUUUGAGAGUGGUUACAUUUCUCCAGCCCCAUCCCUCAACUGUUUACCAAAACUGUAGUUGUUUGAACUGCAGAUUCCCCAUUUAAGUUAGCCUACCUCUAGUUUCUUUGAUAUCUGCAGAUUUUCUACCAAAGCAUUGCAACAGACCUCACACAAGACAAAAAGAGUUGCUGUAUUUAGAAAAGGCUCUUUGUUAUAUUACUAUAAAAAUAAUUGCAGAUCUGACCUAGGGUGGUCAAGCAGCUGCCUCCGGAUCACGCAUACUGCUUCAGCAUGGGUUCGAAAUUGGCCCACUGCUAUUUCAACACACCUUCUCCUCUAUUUUUACUCUCUUCUUCUGUCCUAUCCAAUAAACAAAAAAUUUGAAAAUAAUUAUAAAUGUACCAUCACCGCAUGUCUAUAAUUACACCUUGUUAAUGUACUGUACUAAAGCACUAUGUUACACAAUCCCAUUCAAAAGAGCACAUUCAUUAGUUUGACUUGCCCAACUUCGCCUGGCAAUAGAGAGACCACUUAAAAUUAUGAUUUCAUGAUAUACAGUACAGGGAAUAGUUUAACAAAGAUGUCAACGAGCAAAACUAAGUGACGAUCCAGAUUUCGCCUAAAUAGACAUACCCAAAAGUAACUGCUAUUCAUGUGUAAUUACAUGAUUCUGUCAUGCAAAAACGUGGUAUAUUUGGAAAGAAGACAUCUGGGAGAUUACGAGGAAAUGAUCAGAAGAUAGAUAGGAGUUACAUAGUUCAGAAUACACAAAGUUAAGCACACACAAAAUACCCGUUUUUAUAAUUUCUUAUUUUGAAAGUCAUCUUUCAUUGACAAGCUAUAAGUGAAUUAUUGAUAUCUAGAGCUGGAAACACAUCAGAUGGCUUCCACAACAUGUGAACAAUAUCAGAAAAAAAUGGGAUUGAUAGACCUAACAACUAGAAAUAGGCCGAUAUUUUAGUAAGUGUUGUCAGGUGUGGUCAUGGGACGUUUCUAAGUCUCUGAGCCAGGUAGCAAUAGUUUGCAUUACGCAUAAAAGGUUCUAGGCCUUGCUUUGUCCCACCCAGGUUGACUGCAUAUCCCUGGAAAGCUUAUCUCAUUGGCUACAAGACUGUCAAGAUGCCAUAGUAGCCAAUCACCUGUGUAAUGGACGCCUACAGCGCGUAAGCAGGUAACAUCAUAUUUUUGAUGCGCAAAGAUAUAGUCACUCAGUGGACAUUCGAUGUUGCAUUAAGUCAUACAUCAUCAGAUGGCAAUAGGCUAGAUUUGUUCCUACCAACCUAUGGAUUAAUUUGAUACCCCCCAUGUAGCUAUAGUUCAAACACAGACCAAAUCGAAGCUUACCUUGUAAGAUGUUUGCUGUUUGGUGAAAACGUUGUGUAAAAUAAACAUUUUGACUCUCGGGGCUGGUGAUCAGUAACAGUAGUUCACAGGCAGACAAAUAAGAUAUCAUCAUGAUCUGUGGAGUCCCGGCUUUCGGUGUGUAUCAACAUAUUCCAUGUUUAUUUUGUUUAUGCUUCACAACGCUAACCAGAAUGUAGGUAGUAGGCGUCUUAAAAUGAGGUCGUCGGCUCGGCCUGCCCUUAUAAAUUCGUAUGCCCAUAUAUGGUAGUAAGUCACACCAAAGAUUUGAAGGCACCGAUCAAUAGCCAAGAUACUCAGCUUUCCGCAGACCCUGCUUUUGCAGAUAGGGGCUACCGUUCUCAUACCAGACUGAAUAAUAAAAAUCAAAUAGGGUCCCCAAAUAUAGGGACGUUUAAGAGGUUGUGUAAUAUAUAGUUGUGGUUUUAGUAGACUGUCUGACUCCUGACUAAAUCCUACAUUCCUCAAACUACCAUUCCCAGGUUCUUUAUCGUGCCUUUCAUAUGCAUAGCGCUGUACCUGCUUUGUUGCCGUAGCAAGUGGCUAUGCACUCAGGAAGAAGAGUCAGAUGACUCCUCUAUCUAUGUCAUCCCUAUGCAUGAAGAAGAGAGGACAGAAGGACGGAGAGAGGAGCCAAGGCCCCCCAGUAGACCUCCUCGGCCCUCAAGGGCCCCAACCCCUCCACCAUUACCCACGACUGUCUACAGACCUCCCUAUAGGGAACUGCCGCCGUAUAGCUCAGUGGACCUCAUCAACCCCGCACCACCAUACACUCCGGUACGACAUCACUCCACUGCUAGGUUGACCUCCUCAAACUGUCAACAGACAUCUUGAUUAUAAAGACAUUCAGCGGCUGUCAAUGCUUUCCCCCAUUUUGUAAUUUAGGGUGGAAACAUCAGCCUUGCAAAACCAGACUGAAUGCUGUACUCACUAUGUUUCACUUGAAUCAAGAUAGAAAAAAAGAACUUGCUUUUAAAAACACAGGCAGUGCAAUCUUCUAAGCAGUCCAGUGACCGAACCACUAGAAACAUAUGAUCACUUCACAUUCAGUGAUCUACUACUAACUACACACAAACAGAGGUAUCAGUGACUAUAACCUUUCAACUUGGCACUAACAUGAACCUGACUCCUCUCCAUUGCAGUUUGACCCAAAGGACCCAGAGGACGUUCCACCUUCCUACCGAGCGGUGAUAGAGGACAUACCACCUGUCUACUCAGCAGUGGUGGUGCCAGAUGACCUUCCAUCUGCCUGGUAUCCGCCACUGCCCCCAGUCUCACCCCCCUUAUACCCAAGUCCAGGUUAUGCCCAACCCCCGUUACCAAGACCCUAACAUGGACGCAACUUGCACAAUCGAGAAUUCCGUUUUAUCCCACAGCACUGCUACAGCCUGGUCCCAGAUCUGUUUG